AUGGCAAAAUAUCUUGGCCUACGCGGCCCGGCACUGACUCGGGCCAUCAUCUGGCUUGUUGUGUGUCCUGCCUUUACCUGCUACGGCUACAACCUCAGUGUCGCUGGUGGUCUUUUGACCCUCCAGUCGUUUGUCAAAAUGUUCCCGUUGCUGGACACCAUCAACACCUCCGGAUCGGAGCAGUCACACAACUCGACCAUACAAGGCACCGUUGUUGCCCUCUUCACCGUCGGUGGCAUGUUCGGCUCGCUGUCCUGCAUCUACCUCGGUGACCUUCUCGGCCGAAAGCGGGUUAUACAGAUUGCCUCUAUAGUGACCAUCGUCGGUGCCGUGCUCAUGGCGUCCUCGUUUCACCUGGCCCAAUUCAUCGUGGCGCGACUGGUUCUCGGCCUCGGCACCGGCGGCUAUCUCGCCACUGUGCCCGUAUGGCAGGCCGAGAUAUCGCGCGCGAGCAAGCGUGGCGCCCACGUUGUCAUGGAUGGCAUCUUCAUCGGAAGUGGUGUCUCGAUUGCGUUGUGGAUCGACUUUGGCUUCUUCUUCGUCGCGAAUAGCUCCGUUGCAUGGCGCUUCCCACUUGCGUUUCAGGUUGUUCUCCUCCUCUUCGUCGCCUUCUUCAUCUCGCUGUUCCCGGAAUCCCCUCGAUGGCUUGUGAAGAAAGAUCGCAUUGAGGAAGCCCGAGAGAUUUUAGCGGUGCUCAACGACGACCAGCCGGAUUCCGAGGCCAUCAACAAUGAGAUUCAAGAAAUUCAGCACUCCCUCUCCGUCUGUGGCGCGCUCUCUUGGAAAGCCAUGUUGACAAUGGGAGACCAGCGCUUUUUCCACCGAACUGUUCUUGCGGCUGGUGGUCAAAUCUUCCAACAAAUGUGCGGAAUCAAUCUCAUCUCCAUGUAUGCGACAACAAUCUUUGAGCAGUAUCUCCAUAUGAGCCCGACCAAGUCGCGCAUUCUCGCGGCGGCGAUGGCAAUGACCCAGCCCUUUGGUGGAUACUUGGCAUUCUUUACCAUCGACCGCCUUGGCCGCCGGUUCCUCAUGCUUGCCAGCGCGGCCGGCAUGAGCGUGGCUAUGGCCAUGCUGGCGGGCACUACAUCGGCGACCACCAAUAGCGCUGCUCUUGUCGUUGCAGUCAUCUGUCUCUUUGCAUUCCAAUUCAUCUACACUGUUGGAUACUCUGGUUUGACAUUUCUCUACGCUACAGAGGUUGCUCCACUGCAGCUGCGCGCCGCCAUUAGUGCUGUUUCGACCACGGCCGUCUGGAUCUUUAACUUCUUGCUCGCCGAAGUCACGCCCGUCGGGUUCAACACCAUCUCCUAUCGAUACUACAUCAUCUUCGCCGUCCUCAAUGCAUCCAUUGUACCCAUGGUCUUCUUUUUCUAUCCCGAGACGAGUGGCCGCUCGCUUGAAGAAAUUGACGAAAUUUUCAUGCAGUCCAAGUCGAUCUGGGAUCCGCCGAGAGUGGCGCGCACCCUGCCGCACAUGACGACAGACAACGGGGCCACGGUGAGAUCUCUUUCAGGAGACGAUAAGAAUCAAGAUAUCAAAUAA
Molecule: messenger RNA, 1542 nt
Organism: Akanthomyces muscarius
Lineage: Eukaryota; Fungi; Ascomycota; Sordariomycetes; Hypocreales; Cordycipitaceae
Exons: 2
Coding region: 1-1542 (513 amino acids)
Biological process (GO): transmembrane transport; carbohydrate transport
Cellular component (GO): membrane
Molecular function (GO): carbohydrate:proton symporter activity
Source: RefSeq, a predicted model, not a curated record